This is a messenger RNA of Hibiscus syriacus, 1208 nucleotides long. Its product is annotated as F-box protein CPR1-like. NCBI's taxonomy places the organism in Eukaryota, Viridiplantae, Streptophyta, Magnoliopsida, Malvales, Malvaceae. The record is from RefSeq and is a predicted model, not a curated record. Bases 18 to 1154 code for a protein of 378 amino acids. Gene Ontology annotation, molecular function: protein binding. The transcript has a single exon.
UCUUACAGAAUCCAAUCAUGUCUCCUUUUCUAUCUGAUUUGAUCCCCGACAUACUUUGUCGGUUUCCGGUGAAGACGCUCCUCCGCUUCAAAUGUGUAGCCAAGACAUGGCGUUCCCUCAUCGACGACCCGCAUUUCACUAAACUCCAUCUCCAGCAUUCCUUGAGAAAUGGCACCAACGUCAAGCUCUUCCUUGAUAAUUGUAUCGAAUGCGAUGACAAGGCUUAUGCAGUGGACUUCGACUCUCUCGACAACUUGGUCCGAUUCCCUCGCCCUUUCGUGGCAGAAAUCACCAAAUACCGUUCAAGAAUAAUUGGUUCUUGUAACGGUUUACUCGCCGUUUACCACCGUGAAUCCGGCAUUGCUCUGUGGAAUCCAUCAACCGGAAAAUGCCGGUAUCUGCCGCCGUUGGACGACGACAUAGCCAACGAUCAUGAUGCCUUACCUGGACAUCACUAUGAUAAGAACACCGUGCUUGGAUUCGGGUACGACGAAAUAAGCAACGACUACAAGGUGGUGAAAAUGCUGAGAUCCAAGACACAAAAUUCCUUCAAAGUCAUGGUCUACAGUCUUAAAGCUGAUUCCUGGAAGAGAAUCGACGACUGCCCUUACGAUUUCCCGACGAAUUACAACGACGGCGCGUACGUAAACAAUGCACUUCAUUGGGUAGGCGAUGAAAUAGACGAAUUCCACAGAGGACAAGUGAUCUUCGCUCUCGAUCUCGCCACUGAGAAAUACUAUGAUGUUCCUGAAGGCGACAGAAGAAUAAAAAAUAAAGAAUGUAGCGGCGUUUUUUGUUGUGAGCAUUUUGGAUACAUGAAUGCUGGGGUGCUUGGGGGAUGUUUAUGUGUUUCUCGAGAUUACUCGAAUUGUCCGGUAAGGGAUUAUAUAUAUGUAUGGGUAAUGAAAGAGUAUGGAGUGAAAGAGUCGUGGACCAAACAGCUUUACCUGUCUCGAGAUGAAUGGCUGACCAACAUUUUUCAUAGUAGAGCCGUGGGGUACUCGAAGAAUGGCGAUAAAGUGUUAAUCGAUGAUGGCUGUCGGCAACCUGCAUGGUUCAAUCUGGAGGAUGAAACAGGAGAGACGCUGAGUAUUGCAGGUGCACCCCGAUUUGUUUCCACUGUGAUUUAUGUCGAAAGCCUCGUCUCUGUUUGAUAAUUAGCUACUUUGGUUCGAUUGGAAAUAAAGAUUAAGGUAAUAUGUUUGUUA